AUGAAUAUGUCAUCAGCAAGUGUACCCCGUGCGCAUCGUCAUCAUCAUCAUCAUCGCCAGCAACAGCAACAUAAUGUAGCUUUAUUCGGCUCACCGGGUCCUGCAACUUUUUCCGCGUCUGCUCCGGCAACACCGAAAGGUAGACAGGAGGUUGCUCGGCGUCAAGCCCGUCGUCCGAUCUCAUUCAAUGCUAAGAUUGGUGCUAAUCAAUGCUAUGCUGGUUCAAAGUUCAGCGACUCGCCAACUGCUCGCGCUAUACCGCUUCCACCUACUGAAUGGAUCUAUGAGGCCUUCAGCUCGCAAUCCGACUCCAGCUCAAUGAGUAGUGCGAUGUCGGAGAGAUGUCAACUAUGCCUACGACACCACAAAAAUCCGCAUUACGUCCACCAUCUGGAAUGCGUGUACAUCCACUCCGUCUCAUCGCGGCUGUCGCUGCAUCAUAAGGCAAUAAAAGGACGAAGGCCCAGCCUUAUCCUUCAUCAAAAGACCUAAAGCAUGCGUACGACACCGUUCUCUUAUUGCUUCUUCUCAAUUAUUCUUGCUCGCCGCUUAGCGGCCAACAACCGUAUUUUUGUAUUUUUCUAUAUUAUCGAUCUUCAAUACCCAGUAUAACUUGUAACUGUAGCGUAUUCUGCCCAAGUUUCUGUCUCUCUCUAUCGUUUCUUUUUUUCGUAAUCAAGUAAGCGUAUCUGUAUUGUCUAGUCCCAUACGCAAUUAAUGUGCAUGGUGAUGAGACCAUUAGAGGGCAAUCUAUCGUUUCUUCCUAUAUUAUUGUUUUUGUAACUUGUUUGUUUUUUCAAUUUUUUGUCGUUGUUUCUAUAACGUUGUAUGUGAUUCUGUGCAUAACGAAGGUGUUUGUGCGUGGCAAUUUUUUUCGCCACGCCCAUCUUCAAAUUGCCAAGCCUUUCGUGCGCGUAUGUGUUCGUGAUAGGACUCAAUGCAGUGCAUGGUCUCUGUUGCAUGCAUACUCGCACAAAAGGUUCUCUCAUACUUCGGGUCUGUAAGCGAGUGUCCUGGCGACGAUUCCCUUCCUCUGUCUCAUUUUUUUUCUCAAUGGAUCUUCGCAUGAUGCUCGACAUUCGUGGCCGAGCGGCUAAGCUCGUCAGAGUGAUGUCGCUCGCGCUGCGCAUGAUCCCCCAACACAGAAACCUCUUUGUUUGCUUUCUCUUAUUGCAUUGCAUUGUACGACUCCUGUGAAGCAGUCGGGUCUUUUCUCUUUUUUUUCUCUCUUUGUGUACACACAACACACAUCUCGCUAUGUGUCCAGUUCAGGUGUUGCCUCUAGUGCAGUUGUAUAUAUCCAUCGGGGCUCGUUAGAUGAGUUGGUGACAUUGUGGUGACGGUCUGACACUUCGUCGCAUACUUUUUUGAUCUCGUGAAUUUGCUCGCCGCCUACUGUCGCACUAUGUCGCCCGGUAUCGCCAACGCCCAGAGCCCCUUAAGUGACGUGUACGCUCGCGCGCAUUAUGGAGCACUUACUAUAAUUUGGUCUGAUAGACUUCUAUCUGGUGUAGCUGUGAGCUCGUUCAUGCUUCCAGUAGUGGCAAAAACAUGUCGCUGAGAAUCGCUCGAAAUCGCCUAGGUGAGCAUGAGCGCGUUCAUAGUCGCACGCCUGACCCAAAACUUCCAUACUUCCAAUUUCCGUUAGUUCUCCCUGCCUACACCAGUCGAACGAUCUUGUACAUAGUGAUGUCGUUGAUAUCGUCGUACACGUCCUACACGCUAGUGUUCAUCCACUAUUCUCAUGUUUUGCAAAUAAUUUCUCUUUUUUUUUUUGGCUCGCGCACGGUUCAGUCCCGAUUUUGUGCGUAUAUUACACGCACGAAACGGGCCAGUACCACGGGUCCUCUAAUCCUGUUCUCCUUGAAUCGAUCGAUAUUCAUAUUUUCCAAAACACAUGUUCCCUCUGAGAUAUUUCCACUGCGUAGAACUCGGCCUAAACUUAGUUAUUGUCACUAAUACAAUUCAUCUACAAGUAUAUCAGCAUUCUAACACACGUACCGUUUCUCUCUCGCUCUUAACAGUCAGAUUCGGGUGAUAGUAUGCUUGUUAAUUCUCUGUUGUUUAUGAUGUUUACUCUCCAAAUCCUCUCAAUUUGUAUUAGUUGUUAACUAAAACAUCAAAAGCACGAGUGCCGAGUCGUUGUUUAGCGCCUUAUUAGAGUUUUUCGUGUACAUCGAUCGAGUCCACACUCCUCUCUGAAUGUUUGAUAUUAGUAUGUGCUAGUCAUAUACUGGUUGUAAUCUUCGAUGGUUAAAAUAACGUCCGUGAUUAGAUCUAUAAUGACGUUAUUUGAAGUUCUUUGUUUGAAUUAACAUCCCACUGAGAUUGUAGAUUUUUUGGCCCAUCUCACAGUUCCAUCAUUUUGUUGUACAUUUUAACAUGUACACUGAGGUGUGGCAUUUUUUCCUACAAUCGCCUGAUAUCCUUGAUCAUGAUUCUUUCAGUAUUUUUUUUUCGCAAUUGUAGAUCAUUCUUCUAAGCAAUACAAACACAUCUGUUGUUGUCAGCGUUUAUAUUGUCAAUUAAUAAUGGUUUAUUUGUUGAAUGAUCCCAAGAAAAUGAGUUAGAAACUGAUCAUCAUACUGAAAGCAAAAGUAAUAAUAAAGAAUCAAGAUCAU
Cylicocyclus nassatus is the source of this 2621-nucleotide messenger RNA. NCBI's taxonomy places the organism in Eukaryota, Metazoa, Nematoda, Chromadorea, Rhabditida, Strongylidae. The record is from the annotation of a GenBank genome assembly.